This is a messenger RNA of Vigna umbellata (rice bean), 790 nucleotides long. Lineage: Eukaryota; Viridiplantae; Streptophyta; Magnoliopsida; Fabales; Fabaceae. The record is from RefSeq and is a predicted model, not a curated record.
GUUUUUCCCCAGCAAGUACAAUAGAGAGAUAAAGAGUUUGAAGAUGGAGGUGGAGAAACUCUUGAUGGAGAUGAUAAAGGGUAGGGAAGAUUGUGUGGAGAAAGGGAGAAGCAAUUCAUAUGGGAAUGAUUUAUUGUGUAUACUCUUGGAUGAGAUGAAGAAAGAAAGUGGUAGCUUGAAUCUUCAACUAGUUAUGGAUGAAUGCAAAACAUUUUUCUUUGCUGGUCAUGAAACCACUGCUCUCUUACUCACUUGGACAGUCAUGUUGCUAGCAACAAAUCCUCAUUGGCAAGACAAAGUCAGAGCUGAAGUCAAACACAUUUUCAAAGGGGAAACUCCAUCACUUGAUAAACUCUCCAAGCUCACUCUGUUACAGAUGGUGAUAAACGAGGCAAUGAGAUUGUAUCCUCCUGCAACUGUGCUUCCGAGAAUGGUUUUCGAAGAUAUUGAGUUGGGAGAUCUCCACAUUCCUAAGGGCUUAUCAAUUUGGAUUCCAGUGUUGGCCAUUCACCAUAGUGAAGAACUGUGGGGUGAAGAUGCAAACGAGUUCAACCCUGAGAGGUUUGCUUCAAAAUCAUUCGUAUCUGGUCGCUUCAUACCCUUUGGUUCUGGCCCUAGAAACUGUGUUGGACAAUCAUUUGCCAUGAUGGAGGCCAAGAUCAUACUAGCCAUGUUCAUAUCUCAGUUUAGCUUCACCAUUUCUCAGAGUUAUAAGCAUGCACCAGUGCUUCUCCUCACAAUUAAACCUAAAUAUGGUGUUCAAGUUUGUUUGAAGCAUUUAGAUCCAUAA